UCUUGCCGGUCUCCAUAAACCAGUUGCCCUCGGAAAACGGUAGAGAGAUUUUGUUGCCGUGACCUUCUCCGCCGAGUUGUUUAUCCCUGGCUUAUCUUCUGUCUAGUUCUGACAAAGAAUCAUGGAGGAGAUCGCAAUACCGAGUCUUAUCGGAAGAAUAAAUAUAGAAGCUCCACAGUUAGCAUCCGUGUUGAGAGAAAUGAAGGAAGGUCUAGAUGUGGUUAGGAGCAAAGUGGAGGCUUUGACUGCAAAGGUAAAAGCAAACAGUUUCCCGACAGCGGAUGGGAUGAGUUAUCUUGAGGCCAAACAUCUGUUACUUCUAAGUUAUUGCCAGUGUCUCGUAUAUUAUCUGCUAAGGAAAGCAAAAGGAUUCUCUAUUGAUGGCCAUCCUGUUGUAAGGAGCCUAGUAGAGAUACGAAUGUUUCUGGAAAAGAUUCGACCCAUAGACAAAAAACUCCAGUACCAAAUUCAGAAGCUCACUACAGCCGGUGGGUCUGUGGCUGAACAAGCUCAUUCCGAGAAAAAGGAGUUGGGUGCAGCCCAAAAAUCUGAAGAUCUUUCAAGUUACAAGCCGAAACCAGACUUACUUGUUGACAAAACUGAGGAUGAACCAGAGGGCGGUGUUUAUCGGCCUCCUAAAAUCGCUCCUACGUCUAUGGUUGACAAGACGCCAAAACAGAAAAGAGAUGCUGCCAGAGACGAGAUGCACCUUCUAAGGAAAGCCACUCAAGAUACAUACUUGAAAGCUGUGUUGGACGAUCACGAGGACAGGCCUGAAGAGAUCAUAGAUGGUUUUGGGGCUGAGAGCUGGGAACUUAAGAAGUACUUAGCACAGUCUGAAAGGCAACAAAAGAUGGAAGAAGAACACUUUAUCCGGGCACCUCGCACAAAGGAAGAUAAGAAGAGAGAGAAGCGGUUGAAGUCAGGCAAUGGGUUGGAUGGAAUAACCGAGAACUUUUUCGACUUCAAGUUCUUGGAUAAAGAUGGUGAACAGCCAGCAAGCUUUAGUGGCAGUGGCAGUGGCCGUAAAAAGGGAGGAAAAUUCAAGAGGAGAAAGACGAGGCACUGAUAUGGAUACACCAGUGGUUUCUUUUUGUUCCUUCACUGCACCAGUUUUGUUGCCUAGACAGAUAUCCAAAAUUUCGAUUUGCUGUUAUUGUAUUGAGAUCUUCUAGUUUAAUGUGAAAGUGAUGAAUGUGAGAACACAUAAUUUGCUACUGAUUCAAGGCGAUGCUCUUGCCUUGAAAUUCGGAAGACCUUUUCUCUCUUUCGCUUAAUUUAGCUCAUUUCCACCGAAA
This is a messenger RNA of Eutrema salsugineum, 1298 nucleotides long. RefSeq names its product neuroguidin. Bases 122 to 1069 code for a protein of 315 amino acids. Gene Ontology annotation, biological process: maturation of SSU-rRNA from tricistronic rRNA transcript (SSU-rRNA, 5.8S rRNA, LSU-rRNA). Gene Ontology annotation, cellular component: small-subunit processome; nucleolus. NCBI's taxonomy places the organism in Eukaryota, Viridiplantae, Streptophyta, Magnoliopsida, Brassicales, Brassicaceae. The record is from RefSeq and is a predicted model, not a curated record. The transcript has 9 exons.